Clunio marinus is the source of this 180-nucleotide messenger RNA. NCBI's taxonomy places the organism in Eukaryota, Metazoa, Arthropoda, Insecta, Diptera, Chironomidae. The record is from the annotation of a GenBank genome assembly.
AUGGAAAAGGCCUCGACAUUUGACUCCGCUACUAACUCAGCUCGCCAUGGAGCGAAAGGAGAUAAAACAACCUCGACUCUUCUAUUUCAUUUUCAGCCAAGAAGCAUAAUGGAAUGCAAUGAAGAAGCAGCGCAAAAAAAGUUGCGGAACAAAAAUCAUGAACGUGAAUUAAAAUGGUAA